UAGCUCCGCUGUGAUGCAGUGAGCCUGUUGUGUUGAGCGGAGACCAGCGGAAAGUACUCGGCAGGGGAAAAGGGGGUCUGCCGCUGAUGGGUGGGCUUUCAGCGACUUUCUACAAUGUUGAGUUGAACGCGCUCACAGAACCAUGAACCAACUUCGCCGCUCGCCUCGAAGCGAAGUCAGACACGUUUGAGACCCUACGACGAGCUGUGAGAGGGCGAGCAUGAAGCUCUCUGUGGCCGGCUGGACUGGGAAAUGGUAGCGCGCUGCAGGGACCACCGCACUGGGAAGGAUCAUGGUCGAGAGGAGCAGCAAAUUCUUGUUGAUCGUCGUCGGAUCUGUGUGUUUUAUGCUGAUUCUCUAUCAGUACGUGGCCCCCGGGGUGAUCAAUUUCGGCUCCCCGCACGGUUACUUCGCGGAGGACGACGAGGGGGACAUCUUCCCCACUCCGGACCCCCACUACGUUAAGAAAUACUACUUCCCGGUCAGGGACCUGGAGAGGACGGUUGAUUUUCAGAUCAAGGGGGAGGACGUGAUCGUGUUUCUGCACAUCCAGAAGACAGGAGGGACCACCUUCGGUCGGCACCUGGUCCAGAAUGUCCGCCUGGAGGUUCCCUGCGACUGCAGACCGGGUCAGAAGAAGUGUACCUGCUACCGACCGAACCGCAAGGAGACCUGGCUCUUCUCCCGGUUCUCCACCGGCUGGAGCUGCGGCUUGCACGCCGACUGGACCGAGCUCACCAACUGCGUGCCGGGGGUCCUCAACAAGAAGGAGAACAAGCAGAAGAACCAGAGGAAGUUCUACUACAUCACUCUGCUGAGGGACCCCGUUUCCCGCUACCUCAGCGAGUGGAGGCAUGUGCAGCGGGGCGCCACAUGGAAAACAUCCCUGCACAUGUGCGACGGUCGAACCCCGACGCCAGAGGAGCUCCCUUCCUGCUACGAAGGCUCUGACUGGUCGGGCUGCACUCUGCAGCAGUUCAUGGACUGCCCAUACAAUCUGGCCAACAACAGACAGGUCCGUAUGUUGGCCGACCUGAGCCUGGUCGGCUGCUACAACAUGUCAACGGUUCCAGAGAAGAAGAGGGCCCAGCUGCUGCUGGAGUCGGCCAAGAAGAACCUGCGGGACAUGGCCUUCUUCGGGCUCACAGAGUACCAGAGAAAAACCCAGUUCCUCUUCGAACGAACCUUCAGGUUACGCUUCAUCAGGCCUUUCAUGCAGUACAACAGCACCCGGGCUGCAGGAGUGGACCUGGACAACGCUACGGUGCAGCGUAUCGAGGAGCUGAACGAGCUGGACAUGGAGCUCUAUGACUACGCCAAGGACCUGUUCCAGCAGCGCUACCAGUACACCCGCCAGCAGGAGCGGCGGCAGCAGCGCAUCAAGAACCACAUACAGCAGAGCCACCAGGGCCUCGGCCUGAGCGUCGGUCUGUGGCCCUCCCGCGGGCAGGCCAGCUCACAAUCAACACUGGAGGACGGUGACAUAGAGAGGGAAGAGCGGGAGGAAGGCGAGGAAGGGGGCAGAACGGAGGAGGCGGGUGCCAGGCUCCCCACCGAGGACUACAUGAACCAGAUCAUCAACCGCUGGUAGCAACAGAACCCGAGCAAACGAAAGAAACGCGUAUGUAAAGUCAUACUCACACACACUAAUCUGCGGAAAGCGGCGCCUUCUUCAAAAGACCCAAACAAAAAAAGCUGACGACCUGGGACCAGGGCCGCAAAGGAUCGCAGUCUUUGGGGGGGGUUGCUAUAGCAACCGGAGGCUGGUCGCUGCAUUGACUCUCAUUAUUGAGGUUUGCCCAGUUGUUAUUGCCGCCUGCCUGCCCUUUUCGCCUACCCUGCUACAUCUUCUUGUUUCUUUGAAUCCGUCAUCAUCAUUACCUCGCAAGCAAAGGAGCAGAGGAGGACAUUUUCAGAAGUUGCUGACAACAUCCCGGCUUUUUUCCUCCCCUAUCCUUCGCCUCCUCUGAUGGUGGGGAGGGGGGAGCCAGAGAAAAAGGAAAAAUCAGGUCUGUGAAAUUUCAGUUAUUCUUUCCGGAUAUUCCUGCAUCAGAGGAACUGGAAAGGCUCUGAACAAAAGGACAAUAAGCGUGACAGCGUGUGAGACUGUAUCAGGGAGCAGGGGAAAAAAAAAAACUGCAGAAAGUCGUGUAGUGGAAGUGCUGCGCUUGCAUUAAGCACCCAUUUCAUUCAUGAGCAAACUGUCCUCCAACUGUCUCAUUUUGUGUUUUAAGAUUGUUUUAUUUUUAUUUUUUUUGGUCUUUAUGCUUUGUUCAAAAGCCGAAUUGUAAUAACACUGAGACCAACAUUGCUGCCUAAAAAAAAAAAAAUAUUUUUUGUUUUUUUUAAUUGUUUUAUAUGUCGAGAAAAGGAUGGGAUUGACGAACAAUGGACCAUAGCCAUUACUGAAGCCUUGCUUCUUUUAAGAAAGGUGUCGCCCGUGUGUCUGAUAAAGGUUCCCAAAGCUCCUGUCACUUUAACAAGUUCAUUAUUUUGCCUUUUUCUCUCCCAUUCUUUUUUUUUUUCUCAGUCCUGCAAAGAAAGACGUCCAAUUAAAGAACCGGAUCUCACACAGGUGCGAAGGAACCGAAAGCAGCGGGGUGAGAUAGGGGUGGGGGGAAGGUUGUUGCCAGGAACCGUGCAGUGCGAGCAGCAAGCGCUUUGGAAGCCUUAACUCGGGCAAGAAAAAAAAAUGCUUGAAAUGGGAGCUGCAGAACUGUUGGUCACCAUGGCAAUGUGAGCUCUUAAUGUGUCGGUGGCAUUUUAGCUUCUUUUCUUUUCCUCCUGUUUUUUUUUUUUGCAACCCUGACUACUUUGUAAAAAGCAUCCAUCUCAUGCAAGCCACCGUCCCAUCCUCUGGAAGGGCAAGCGUUGCCUUGGUGACCUGCAGUUCGUUGGUGCAAAGAGCGUACGGGGCGAGGUUGCAGUGCCUCUAUGUACUUGGAUCAUAGUCAACAUAAUUAUUGCCAGAUAUUAAGUCUGCAUUGUACUACGGUAAUUUCUUUGACUACUUGUGAGUUUGUGUGUGGGUGUGAGUGUGUAUGUAUGUGUGUGUAAAUAGUGUGUACAGGAAAAAAGAAUGGUGUUUGGGUUAAAAGUGAGAAUGUUUGUGCAUGUUUGUGAACAACUCUUUUCAUGACCAAUUCUUUUUUUGUUUUUAUUAAAUUUUUUUUACAGACAGAUCAAAUUAAUUCAAGCCCUUUUUCUUGCCUCCUUGUUCUGGUUGUUACCCAUACCUAUAGUUUCAAAUUAUUUAUAUUUGUGUAAAAAGAUAUGACCGAUCUGCACUUUUUUAUCCAGGUUUUGAACCUCUAUUUUAAAAAAAAAAAGAAAAAAAACGAGCUGUUUUCCAGCUGCUUGGUCGUAUCUUCAAAGGCGCUCCCAUGAUCCCACAGGGCCCCGGCUUGUUGACCUGCACAGAUAAGCGAGGUUACAGCCGGAGCUGUUUUCCACAGACUGUUUGGCUGGAUGUUGACACGCCGCAGGCUGCUGGUUUAGCCCCAACUCCAAGUAUUCUUAAUCACAGCAGGAAGUAGAUGCUUUAGAUAUCUUUAAAAAAUAUACAUUUGGAGACGCAAGUUAUCCUCUCCCUGAACAAUGUCGGUGUAGGAAACCCAUUCUGAGUGAAUCUUAGAUUAAAGCGUAGGGUGAUAAGGUUAUAGCUAAGGUGCCUUGCAAAAGUAUUUUUAUUUUUACAUUUUGUCACAUUAUUAGUGCAAACUUGAAUAUAUUUUGGGGGGGAUUGUAGGAGCAACACAAAACAGUGCUUAAUUCUGAAGAGAAAGCGAUUUUUAAAGUUCUUUUGUGGCUAAAAAUCUGAAAAUGUGACAUAUGUUGGCCACAUUUCGGACCAAUAGUUGCUCCCAUUCUUUUGCAAUAACCCCCCCCCCCCCAAUUGUAGCUGUUAGCACAUUCUUCUGGUAUCUAGAGAAGAUCUGAUUGGUUGCUUUUUGGAGUAUCAGAUUUAAUAGUUUGUAUUACAAUGCACUUUUCAGAUAUACUAUUUGUUGGAAAAAAGUGAGCUAAUUUUGAGUUGGACGAUCACAUAAAAUCCCAGACACCACACAAGUGUGUCCUUUUAAUUUGGCAAAAUGUAAACCUUUAAAGGGUGUGAAAACUUUUGCAGGCCGCUGUUUUACCUUAAAAUUAAACUUUUGGCUUGUAUUUUAAAAUGAGAUCAGAUUUGGAACCUGCUCAUGAACAAUAAGGGGAAAAAAAGAAAAAACAAAGUGAAGUACCGGUAAUCCUCAUCUUCAUUUCUGUUGUGUUUGAUUCACCUAAAGCAACAAAUACUUAGUCCUAGAUUGACUCUUAAUGGUAUUAAGCUGAGAAAUUGGAAGGAAAAUGUGGGAGAAAACUGAGGGAUGUCAAUAGUGCGAUGGAAAUAAGACGGGCAGCUGUGCGUUGUAGUUUAAACUACAUGUAGAUAAUGGAAGCAGUUUUUUCUUUUUAAAAUUUGGACAGUUUGGUUUUAGCUAAUCACUACAGAAUCCUGCCUUAGUGGUGUGAUAAUCUCUGUUUUAUAUAUGGAAUGAUUCACAAUGAAAGGAGAGAAAAAUGAAGGGAUCAUACAAAGCAUUAGAACUCAUUUAUCACCAGUGUGCUUCUUUUUUUUUUUUUUUAACUGCACAAUUUUUGAAAGCAAUGCCGUAGGGACAGAAAAACGGAUAUUGGAGGAGAGUAGCUCCCUUUUCAUAUCAGCUUUCCCGUCAUUGUCUUUUUCUGCAACUGGGGACAUGAAAACGCCGCAGCUUCAAGGCAUUUUGCCCAUAACUUGUAAAUCAGAGCCGGGUUUGCAUCGGUGUUGGUUUAGGCUCCGGUCCAAAAUGUGUCGCUCUACAUUUGUUGUAGAGCAAAAGGCAGAAACCCAUCCUCCACCUAUGGGGGUUUAUUUUUUGUUUUUAAUCGUUCCAUUUUUUUUGACUGAUAAUCAGAAUCAAAUACUGUCUGUAUGUGUGUGUGUGUUUGUGUGGAAGGAAAAAUAAGCUUUUUACUGACAUCAUUCCAGAAAAAAAGGUAUGCUCAAAUAUAUUUCAUUAUCUGAUGUCUUAACCUUAUUUCCUUUGUGAGAACAGUAAAGCAUCAUCCUUCUGUUUAAAGAGAGCGUGAAAGGGAUUUGUUUUGUUUUUUUUAAUUAAUGAGCAGGUUGUCGCUGCCUCCUUAUGUAUGCAUCUUUGUGGGUUUGUUUCUUUAUGAUUGCAAAACUGAAUCAUCAAAUCACCAAUUAAAAUAUUUCAUUUUUACAGACCUGU
Molecule: messenger RNA, 5252 nt
Organism: Cyprinodon variegatus (sheepshead minnow)
Lineage: Eukaryota; Metazoa; Chordata; Actinopteri; Cyprinodontiformes; Cyprinodontidae
Product: heparan-sulfate 6-O-sulfotransferase 1-A-like
Exons: 4
Coding region: 293-1591 (432 amino acids)
Cellular component (GO): membrane
Molecular function (GO): heparan sulfate 6-sulfotransferase activity
Source: RefSeq, a predicted model, not a curated record